GCGGGGGGCGGCGCGCUCGGGGCGGACGCCGGAGGGUCCCGCCAUGGAUCGCUACGGCGCUGCCUUCGAGGAGGCGGCGGACGGGACCCGGCAGCAGGAGCGGCACUACCAGCUGCUGUCGGCGCUGCAGAGCCUGGUGAAGGAGCUGCCCAGCUCCUUCCAGCAGCGCCUGUCCUACACCACGCUCAGCGACCUGGCCCUGGCGCUCCUCGACGGCACCGUGUUCGAGAUCGUGCAGGGGCUGCUGGAGAUCCAGCACCUCACCGAGAAGAGCCUGUACAACCAGCGCCUGCGGCUGCAGAACGAGCACCGAGUGCUCAGGCAGGCGCUGCGGCAGAAGCACCAGGAAGCCCAGCAGACCUGCCGGCCCCACAACAUGCCUGUGCUGCAGGCGGCGCAGCAGCGAGAGCUGGAGGCAGUGGAGCACAGGAUCCGUGAGGAACAACGGGCCAUGGACCAGAAGAUUGUCCUGGAGCUGGACCGGAAGGUGGCAGACCAGCAGAGCACACUGGAGAAGGCUGGGGUGGCUGGCUUCUAUGUGACCACCAAUCCACAGGAACUGACGCUGCAGAUGAACCUGUUGGAGCUCAUCCGGAAGCUGCAGCAGAGGGGCUGCCAGGCGGGGAAGGCCGCCCUGUAGUGUAUGGGCCUCUCUAGCACCUGCCUCCCGUAUGGCGGGAGCACAGGCUUGCGGCAGACACAGCACGGAGCAAGUCUUCAUGUAUCUGGCCGCCAGCUCCCAGCUGCCUGCAGGAGGGCUCCCGUCAUCCCCCCACCCCAGGAGAAACCAUGUGGAUUGGGGCUGUGCCUGCCACACACCCACCUUCGUCUGGGUUUCUGUGAACAAGUGCACGGACAGUUUAGUGAAGGGGAGACCAGCCCCAGCUGCCUCAGACCGGGUGCUGAAGGUUCUAGCACAUUCUCACUCCUCCAGCACAUCUCGACCUCAGCCAGGCUUAGGCCCUGCCUUGGCAGGGGGAGAAUUUCGCGGGUCCACGCCCUACAUACCGGGAGAAUAAAGAUGC
Molecule: messenger RNA, 1025 nt
Organism: Sorex fumeus (smoky shrew)
Lineage: Eukaryota; Metazoa; Chordata; Mammalia; Eulipotyphla; Soricidae
Product: protein DGCR6
Exons: 5
Coding region: 44-640 (198 amino acids)
Source: RefSeq, a predicted model, not a curated record